Cornus florida is the source of this 2808-nucleotide messenger RNA. Its product is annotated as hydroxyproline O-galactosyltransferase GALT3. Bases 556 to 2451 code for a protein of 631 amino acids. The transcript is spliced from 9 exons. The record is from RefSeq and is a predicted model, not a curated record. Gene Ontology annotation, cellular component: Golgi membrane. NCBI's taxonomy places the organism in Eukaryota, Viridiplantae, Streptophyta, Magnoliopsida, Cornales, Cornaceae. Gene Ontology annotation, molecular function: galactosyltransferase activity; carbohydrate binding.
UUUUUUAAAAAAAAAAUGUCCCGUUUGGUUUCUAGAGACUACUAACCCAACACCUAACUAUGGAACUGUAUCCUCUCCAAUCACUUUAAAUCACUUCUCUGUUGAUAGCACAUAUCUUUCACACUACAGAGAAAUUGCAAAUUUUUUUUUUACUCAACAACCUCAUCAAAUCUGUCUUCAAUAAGCAGUUGAAAACUCUCUCUCUCUUCUCUAACCUAACUGCGUGUGAACACUUUGGAAUCACGGUGAUUUUAGAAUCCAAAUCCAACCACAGUAGUUAAAGAAGAGGUUAAGCUUAAGAAAGUUUUUUAAAGUUCAAUUGGAAACUUGUUUUGCAUUUGUUAGAUCCAAAGAAGCUCGCCCCAGUUACUUCUGGAAUCUACCCAGAAAUAUCAUGGCAGGGUUUAUCUGUAUUUGGACUAGAAAAAAGAAGAUGACUGCGGAAAAUGACGAAUCAUUGGAUCCACUACAUGCUAUGCUUAUUUGUUAGUUACACAAUUGAAGAGUUAAACAGUUUGUUGUACAUAGUAUUUGAGAUUCAAGAAGUUUUGGAAGAUGAAGAAGUGGUCAGGAGGUGUGUUGAUUUUAGCUCUUGCUAUGAUUUUGUUUCUUCGAUACAGCUACAUGGGAGGAAACCAGCCGCCAAAGCAGUCAGCAUAUGAUUUCUUCAAUGGCCAUCCGGCCAAUGAUUCUAAGUUAAAUACUACUGAUAGUGAUAAUUCGGGUCAAGCAAUAGUGAAAAAGCUGCAAACUACUACGAAAAAAAAGCCACACUUUAUUGAUGUUGAAGGACUUGAUGAUUUGUAUGCUUUGCAAAAUAUUUCUAAACAAGAGUCCAAGGCAUUGCUAGUAUGGGGUCAAAUGCGUCUCUUACUGUCUAGGUCGGACGCUUUGCCUGAAACAGCUCAAGGUAUCAAAGAGGCUGCCGUAGCGUGGAAAGAUUUAUUGUCCACAUUUGUGAAGGACAAUAGUAGCUUCUCAGAAGAAAGAGAUUGUCCUUACUCCGUCAGCACAUUUAAUACAACACUAUCUAGCAAUGAUAGCAUUCUUGAGAUCCCUUGUGGUCUAGUUCAGGAUUCAUCCGUUACAGUGAUUGGCAUUCCCGAUGGGCAACAGGGUAGCUUUCAAAUUGAACUUGUAAGCUCGCAACUUUCAGAAGAGUCAAAGCCUCCUAUAAUUUUGCAUUACAAUGUCUGUCUGCCGGGAGAUAACCUGAUGAUAGAGCCAGUGAUAGUUCAGAAUAUAUGGACUAACGAACUUGGGUGGGGCAAAGCGGAAAUAUGCCCUGAUCAUGGGUCACCUAACAACAUGAAAGUUGAUGGACUUGUAAAGUGCAAUGACCAAGUUAUCAGAAGAAGCACAGAAGAUCAUGUAAAUGCAAGUCAUCCCAGUAAUGACAAGUUAAGCAAUGGUUCCAAUGGGAGUUCACAUGUGAGUACUAAUUUCCCAUUUGUUGAAGGUAAUCCAUUUACUGCUACGUUGUGGGCUGGUGUAGAGGGAUUUCAUAUGACUGUGAAUGGAAGGCAUGAAACAUCUUUUGCAUAUAGGGAGAAACUUGAACCAUGGUUGGUUAGUGGAGUCAAAAUGUCAGGUGGUUUGAAUCUCAUAUCCGCCUUAAGUAAAGGGUUGCCUGUUUCUGAAGAUCUGGAUUUAGUGGCUGAUGUUAAGAGACUCACAGCUCCACCAAUUUCCAAGAAAAGAAUUCUAAUGCUAAUUGGCGUUUUCUCCACUGGAAAUAAUUUUGAGCGCCGUAUGGCACUAAGGAGGUCGUGGAUGCAAUAUGAAGCUGUGCGUUCUGGGGAGGUGGCUGUCCGCUUUUUCAUUGGCCUUAAUACGAAUAGACAAGUCAAUCUCGAGCUGUGGAGAGAAGCUCAAGUAUAUGGAGAUAUCCAGCUGAUGCCUUUUGUUGAUUACUACAGCCUUCUCAGCUUGAAAACAAUUGCAAUUUGCAUUCUGGGGAUCAAAAUUCUUCCUGCUAAGUAUAUAAUGAAAACAGAUGAUGAUGCAUUUGUUAGGAUAGAUGAGGUUCUCUCCAGUCUCAAGGGAAAGGUUUCUGAUGGCCUCUUAUAUGGUCUUAUAUCCUUUGAAUCAGAACCACAUAGGGAUAAAGAGAACAAAUGGUAUAUCAGUGAAGAGGAAUGGCCCCAUUCUUCAUACCCGCCAUGGGCCCAUGGUCCAGGUUAUAUAAUUUCCCGAGACAUUGCAAAAUUCAUUGUUCAAGGGCACCAAGAAAGGGACCUCAAGCUUUUUAAACUUGAAGAUGUUUCUAUGGGCAUAUGGAUUGACCAAUUCAAGAACCAUGGUCACAAAGUGCAGUACAUCAGCGAUGAUCGAUUUUACAAUGCUGGAUGUGAAUCAAAUUAUAUUCUUGCCCAUUAUCAAAACCCAAGGAUGGUUUUAUGCCUGUGGGAGAAGCUGCAGAGAGAGCAUGAGCCCAAUUGCUGUGAAUGAGUACUCGCCUUACAGAAACAACCAAGUUGACAGGCUGGUUAUCAUCAGAUGGAAUGAUGUUUCUCCAACGAACAUUUUAAAGAAGGAUGCUCCUUUGUGCUAUGGAGAUUACGGAUUCGAAACAAAAAAAACAACUUUUCUACAGAGGUAAGGUUGCGUAAAUCUGUUCCUCCUCGGAUCCCGCAACUACCUAGCAAGUAUUUUCAUCACAGAUGCCAGUCUUUUCUUUUUGCGGAGUAUGCAAGCGUGAAAGCAAAAAAGAUUCUUAAUUUUCUGAAUUUGGAUAUUCUAUAACUUUGUUUUUACCGUCGAUCAAGUCCAUCUUUGAAUUGUUUUUAGUUUUUUAUUUUUUUUUUA